Camelina sativa (false flax) is the source of this 815-nucleotide messenger RNA. Its product is annotated as cyclic dof factor 4. Gene Ontology annotation, molecular function: DNA-binding transcription factor activity; DNA binding. Lineage: Eukaryota; Viridiplantae; Streptophyta; Magnoliopsida; Brassicales; Brassicaceae. Gene Ontology annotation, biological process: regulation of DNA-templated transcription. The record is from RefSeq and is a predicted model, not a curated record.
UUCUUUCUCCAUAUUUGCUAAAAAGUUAUACUAUCAUCUUCCUAUAAAAAGACGUCUUCUCCUAUUUCUUACCUGCAACAUACUUUUGAUAAGCUAAUCUUUCCACUCUCUUCAUGGCCACUCAAGAUUCUCAGGGGAUUAAACUCUUUGGCAAAACCAUUGCAUUCAACAACACUCAGACGUUGAAAAAGGAACAAGAGAUCAAACAACCUCCAGAGUCGGAGGCUACAACAGCCGUUAGAUCAUCAUCAACGUCAUCGGAUCUGACGGCGGAGAAGCGUCCGGACAAGAUCAUACCGUGUCCAAGAUGCAAGAGCAUGGAGACAAAGUUCUGUUACUUCAACAACUAUAACGUUAACCAGCCUCGACACUUUUGUAAAGGCUGCCACCGUUACUGGACCGCCGGUGGUGCACUCCGGAAUGUUCCUGUCGGUGCCGGUCGUCGGAAGUCCAAACCACCAGGCCGUGUCAUGGUCGGUAUGCUUGGGGAUAGUAAUGGUGUCCACCAGGUCGAGCUUAUUAAUGGACUGCUCGUUGAGGAAUGGCAGCAUGCCGCAGCCGCAGCUCACGGUGGUUUCCGGCAUGAUUUUCCUAUGAAAAGGCUCCGGUGCUACUCCGACGGUCAAUCGUGCUGAUGAUUAUUAGUUUUUUUUUUGUUGGUUUGUUUUGGUUUUGGGGUUGAGUGGUUUUCCUAUAAACCCGUAGAAAGAACGUGGUGAAUUUGGUUGCUAUUGGGUACAUACAGGCUGUCACGUUAAUUAAUUUGCCAUUUGUCAAUCAGUGGAAUCUAAAUUAGUACUUACUCUAUUUUACUA